UGGUGCAGAGUUGCCAAGUGUGCAACCACAUUUUCAAUUUAUCAUUUUUAUUUAUUUCAGGUCCACUUUUAUGUUUUUAAAAUAGUCACAAAGAGUUUUUUAAUCUAUUUUUACCUCAAAGUCACACGGUUGAAAAUUAAUUUGAUAAAAAACUUGAGCUUCUUUACGCCCCUUUUUUAAUGUUAUUGACCUUUUUUUAUUGCAAUGAGUAUCAAAUUACAUCAGUCAAUUUGUUUUUUGGAGGGAAAACUCGCAAUAAUGUUUUUUUGGACAGUAUUUGCUCGCAUUUUGAUUAGGGCCCUAAAUACCGGUCAAAAAUGUUGCAACGCUGCACACAAAUUGUCAAAGUGACAUUUUCGCCUUAAAUGAAUUAAUGAAUGAAAAAAAAUCCUCCUGAAACUGCUGGUGGCAGUAACGUAUUGAUUAUUUCUUAGAAGCGUGUCAGGGAGUGUUAUGACAGGGAAACAGGUGCGCGGUCAUCAACCCUCGCCGUUGUAAACAUUGAUCUGUAUGAAAAGUCCAAGAAAUGGCCUCUUCAAGUCAAUUUGCCCCAAUAUUGUGACAUCCGCCCAAGAUGCAGAAGAAAGAAGAGAGUUUCGAGCACAAAAGAUUGGAACUUGAGGCAUGGCUGCAGAGGAUGGAAGCCCGACUGGCCUCCAUGGCGGCCGUGGGACACACCGCCGACGUCCUCGAAGUCCAGCUCAGGGAACAAAAAGGACUUCACGCCGAACUCCACCAGUUCAAAGCACAGAUCGAAGCUUUCAAUCAACUCACGCAAAGACUGAUCACAGCGCACCAACACGAAGACACCAGUCGCUACAAAAAGACAGCCGAGUACAUAAACCAACACUACAUUCGUCUGGAUGCUUGCGUUAUCAACAGGGGAAAACUCCUACACUCAGCUUUGAGCUCUCUGCAAAACUUGGACCGCUCUCUCGAUAAAUUUCUAGCGUGGCUGAGUGAAGCCGAGUCGGUGGUUGAGACUCUCGAGGGCGAUGCGGAGUCUCGCAGGGCCGCCCACCAGUUGAAAGAACUGCAAGCUGAUAUCGAGAGACAAGCCCCUGCCCAUGCCGCUCUCCGGUCGUCGAAUUUGGCCCUGCUGGGGACCAUGGCCCCCGAAGACGCUCUAAUGCUCCAAUUGAAGGGCGACGAGAUGGAGCGCCGAUGGCAAGCGUUGAAAACCCGCACUUCAGACUUGAGAAACCGACUGGAACACAAUGCUGACUAUUGGAACGCUUUGUUACUGUCUUUAAGGGAACUGACCGAAUGGGUGAUCCGAAAAGACACAGAAUUGGGGCUAGCGGCCCGACAAGACGACCACCGCGCUUUCCGCCAACAGUUAGAAGACAAGAGGCCCCUAGUUGAGGCGAGUUUGAGGAGUGCGCGACAAUUCGUAGCGGGGGACCCUUCUGGGGAGUUAGCUCGAAAUUUGCGAAGGGAGUUGGUCAAACUGUCCGAUAAAUGGAACGCUUUGAUUGAUAAAUCGGACCAGUUAGCGGCGAGAUUUGAACAGAACACUAUUAAAUUGAAACAGUUGACUUUGAAUUUGGAAGAGGCAUCAGCGGCUGUUUCGCGACUGGAGAGAGCAACCUUGAGUUGGAGUGGUCCUCGGAGUGCAGCUGAAGCUCGAGAACUUUUGGCCAGCUUGAGGAAUUUAGAGACGCAACUUCCGCAGUUGCAGCGGUCGUUGGAGGAGGCGAGGAUUCAAGCAGCCUCCUUGGGGAAUGCUUUGCCCAAUAAUCUGGCAACGCAGCUUGAGGAUUGCAGUGCGAGGUGCAGAGCCCUCCAAUCGGCGAUUAGGGAGAGGCGGGAGCAGCUAACUAGCACAACGCAGGGAGAGAUAUCCCCGGGCCCAUCAAGCGUGCAGCCACCAUGGGAGCGCUCCACCACGCCCAACAAAGUCCCAUACUACAUCAACCACAGCACCGAGACAACCCAUUGGGACCACCCUCAAAUGCUCGAAUUGGCCACUUCUCUUUUACAACUCAACGAAGUGCGAUUUUCCGCAUACCGAACGGCUUUAAAACUGCGCGCAAUCCAGAAGAAAUUGUGUCUAGAUUUAGUUAGCAUUAAUGCCGCUUCUGAAGCAUUCGAUUUGCACGGUUUGCGAGGCCAGAAUGAUAAAUUAUUGGACGUGGCCGACAUGAUUUUGGUAUUACGAGCGAUUUAUGCAACUGCAGCCUCGCUGCAACCAUCGUUAGUUGAUGUCCCUCUGUGUGUUGAUUUAGCUCUGAAUUGGCUUUUGAAUGUUUACGAUAGUCAACGGACUGGACAAUUGAGAGUGCUUAGUUUUAAGGUCGGUUUGACUCUUUUGAGUAAGGGGCAUUUGGAGGACAAAUAUCGUUAUUUGUUCCGCUUGAUAGCCGAUCCGCAACAAAAAGCCGAUCAAAGAAAACUCGGAUUGCUACUCCAUGAUGUCCUCCAAGUUCCGCGCCAAUUGGGCGAAGUUGCGGCAUUCGGCGGCUCGAACAUCGAACCCUCAGUCCGCAGUUGUUUGGGAGAACGUGAGGACUUGGAAGUGACCCAUUUUUUGGCUUGGUUGAAACAAGAGCCCCAAUCGUUGGUCUGGCUACCGGUUUUGCAUCGAUUAGCAGCCGCGGAAACAGCCAAACAUCAAGCUAAAUGCAACAGUUGUAAACAAUAUCCAAUAGUCGGUUUAAGAUAUAGGUGUUUGAAAUGUUUCAAUUUCGAUAUGUGUCAGUCUUGUUUUUUCGCCGGGAGAUUGACCAAAGGCCACAAAUUAUCACAUCCGAUGCAUGAGUAUUGCGCUGCGACGACAUCAGUUGAAGACAUGCGAGAUUUCACCAAGGCUUUGAAGAACAAAUUCAAGAGUAAAAGAUACUUCAUGAAGCAUCCUCGAAUGGGGUAUUUGCCUGUGAGAUCAGUCUUGGAAGGAGACGAAUUGGAGAGUCCCGUUGCUUCCCCCCAACACAACGAUAUGCAUUCGCGGUUGGAAAUUUACGCAAGUCGAUUGGCUGAAGUCGAAUUGAGAGCUGCCUCCCCCGAGGACGAGCACCGACUAAUCGCCGAUUAUUGUCAAACAAUUGAAGGUCCAGGGAGUCCCGGCCAACUCAUGCUGGUUAUUGACGAGGAACAAAGAGCGGAAUUGCAGGAAAUGAUAAGAGAGUUGGAGGCGGAGAAUGCGGCCUUGAGACAGGAGUACGAACAGCUUCAACGAGGAGCAACUCCGCAUCCACCUCAACCUCAACACGAUGUACUCGCGGAAGCCAGGCUUUUGAGGCAGCAUAAAGGGAGGUUGGAGGCCAGGAUGCAGAUUUUGGAGGAUCAUAAUAGGCAGUUGGAGGCUCAGUUGCAAAGGUUGAGGCAGUUGCUAGAUGAACCGCCCACCUCGACCAUGCAAACCAGGAGUGUGACGGCGUCGCAGUUGAAUCAGGAUACUCCAGGGAGAGUGAAUCAACCACCGCCACCUGCCGAUCAUCGCUAAUCAUAUCAUUUUGUCAUAUCAUAGAAAUGCUUGUCUACCAUGUUGUUGAAAUAUACUCCUACUAACCAUAUCGUAAUACACAUCGAUGUGUUCAUUAGAGUUUGAUUCGAUGCUAGAUAUUUAUUUUGUUAACAAUUUUCAUUUACUAGGGAUCGAAAUCAUCAGUUCAAUAAAGUAUUAAAUACCCAAGUCA
This is a messenger RNA of Tribolium madens (black flour beetle), 3638 nucleotides long. RefSeq names its product dystrophin. Bases 575 to 3445 code for a protein of 956 amino acids. Gene Ontology annotation, cellular component: plasma membrane. The record is from RefSeq and is a predicted model, not a curated record. The transcript is spliced from 5 exons. Gene Ontology annotation, biological process: synaptic signaling. Gene Ontology annotation, molecular function: zinc ion binding; protein binding. Lineage: Eukaryota; Metazoa; Arthropoda; Insecta; Coleoptera; Tenebrionidae.